Messenger RNA from Terrapene triunguis (Three-toed box turtle), 1450 nucleotides. RefSeq names its product histamine receptor H4 (gene HRH4). Gene Ontology annotation, biological process: adenylate cyclase-activating adrenergic receptor signaling pathway. The transcript has 3 exons. Gene Ontology annotation, cellular component: membrane. Lineage: Eukaryota; Metazoa; Chordata; Testudines; Emydidae. The coding region runs from base 13 to 1119 and encodes 368 amino acids. Gene Ontology annotation, molecular function: histamine receptor activity. The record is from RefSeq and is a predicted model, not a curated record.
ACAUUGGCUGUAAUGGUAUUUCUGGGAAUUCUUAUGGGUUUGAUAGCUCUUAUUACAGUGCUUGGAAAUGGCUUGGUCAUCCUGGCUUUUUUGGUGAACAAAGAUCUUCGGCAUCGGAGUAAUUAUUUAUUUCUUAAUCUUGCUAUUUCAGACUUUUUAGUGGGUGCAUUCUGUAUCCCCCUGUAUAUCCCUUACAUCCUGAGAGGCAAGUGGAUAUUUGGAAGACUUCUUUGCAAACUCUGGCUAGUUGUAGACUAUCUUAUGUGCACAGCUUCAGCCUUUAGCAUCGUCCUUAUCAGCUAUGAUCGGUUCCUGUCAGUUACUAAAGCUGUGACAUAUAGGAUUCAACGGGGAACGAUGUCAACGACUAUUGUUAAGAUGGUGGCAGUCUGGGUCUUUGCAUUCUUAAUCUAUGGCCCUGCAAUCCUCAUUUGGGAACAUGUGGCCGGCGAGAGCAUCAUACCCGAUGGAGAAUGCGAUGCUGAAUUCUACUACAACUGGUACUUUCUCCUGUGUGCCUCAACCUUUGAGUUCUUCACACCUUGUAUCUCUGUGGCCUAUUUCAACAUGCACAUCUACCGGGAUAUACAAAAACGCAAGAGAAACAGGCUCCAGAGCACAGUCAGCAUCAGCAAACAGGUGUCUGUACCUCCAACAGGAAACAGUGUCUUGAUGGCUGACCAUUGCUCUUUGAAGGAAGAAGUUUCUUCUCCUGAUUCAGAAACAGAGGAGAGUCUUUCUACUACUUCCAGGACACAGGUGCAGUCACAGGUGACUGACAGUUCACAUCAGUCCAGAGGCUAUUCCAUAGCCCCUGACAAUGAGCAGUCAGUAGCCCUCAGAGAGAAGACCAGGUCAAAAUUGAACAGGGACAAAAAAAUUGCUAAGUCACUUGCCAUAAUUGUCUGUGUCUUUGCCAUUUGCUGGGCACCAUAUUCAUUACUUAUGAUAAUUCGCGGAGCCUGCUGUGGAGAGUGUGUCAACGAAAUCUUGUAUGAUAUAACAUUUUGGCUUUUGUGGCUUAAUUCCUCUGUAAAUCCUUUCCUCUACCCUCUCUGCCAUGUUAGGUUUCGGAAGGCUUUCAUGAAAAUAUUGUGCCCAAAAAGGUUUGUGAUAUAGCCACCAGCCCUAUCAGUCUCUUCUUAGAGAGCCAAACUAAAAGACUUACAACAGAAGCUCCUCCACCUUAUUUUAGUUAAGCUUGUUCUGAUCUCAUCUUCAAUAAUAUAGUAGAUAUGUUUGUUUCAUAGAUGGCAUUAGUCAAGGAUGCAAUAUGUAAAUUUGCCAAUAGUUUGAUAAUUUUCAAUGCAUUAGUUUCCUUUUCUCUUGAUAGUAUCAUGUUAAAUUCAACAGCAACUUUUGCCUGAUUGUGCACUAUUCCUUUAAUUUAUGAAUUUUAUUCACAGGCACAGAGCAGGAUCCCUUUCUUUUAUUAAUACCGUUUAUUUAA